ACCAGAGGAAACCCCUUGCAGUUGUGUUUCUCAUUACCAAGCUAUGCAUUCCUUCAUCUUCUUCAUUCUCUUCUUUCCUUCCAUCUUUCUUGAGACAGAAGCCUCCAGUGAAAUCUGUGAAACAAAGAAGUGCGCUGUUGGAGCUCCUGAGAUUCGGUUUCCUUUCCGAGUAAAAAGCCAGCAGCCCCAACACUGUGGUCACUGUGGUUUUGAUCUUGACUGCAGCAACAACAGAACCACAAUCCACAUCCCAUCUUAUGGUGACUUGGUCGUGAAAUCUAUCUCCUACGAUAGCAAGAUACUUGAGCUUCUUGACCCCAAGAACUGUGUCCAUGGAGUCUUUCUUAAUCUUAAUCUCUCCCUUACACCACUUCAAUACUACUAUGUCAUGAAAGAGUACUCGUAUCUCAAUUGUUCAGUUAGGCUACCAAGAUCUUUCACAGAAGUUCCCUGCUUGAGUGGCUCUAGCUACCAUGUGUACACUGUUGAGCCUACUUUUGCUGUACCAAAUUCUUGCAGGGUAGUGAAAACUGUUCCUAUUCCUUUUGAGUAUAGUCCCUAUCUGGCUGAUAAUAGCUUCGGUCUGGGAUUAACCUGGAACAUACUUGGCCAUGAAGAUUCUCAUGAAGCAAAAGUAGGCUCAUUGCAGACUGAAACAGAACAAGAAACUGAUUGCUUCACAAUGGCACAUGUUAAAGUGUGUGUUGCAAUUCUUAUUUUCGUGGCGGCAGCAGUUAUUAUAAGAGUAAACAUGAAUCAGUCCAUAAAACGACAUAAUCAGAAACAAGUGGAAAAUCAAAUUCAGGUUGAGGAACUGCUGGGAGAGUACAAAGCCAACAAGACUGGAAGAUAUCAUGAAGCUGAUCUUAAGCAAAGCAACAGCCAGUGUGAAACAGUUAUGGACAUUAAAAUCAUGAAGACUCAGAAAGUGCAAGUAUGAUAUUUAAAGCCAAAAAAGAUGUCCCCCAUGUUAAGAUGCAGUUCUGAUGUUGCUGGUAUACACCAGUUCCGAUGAUGCAGUCCUAUGUAAAGAAUAUAAGGCCUAUACACAACAGGCACUAAUCUCUAUUAUGCUUUUUACGGCUACUAAAAUUUCAAGUAUGUAAUAGGAGUAGAGAUUUCAGUACCCUACAGUUUUACCUUUUGAUGUUGCUACUGGUGAAUAACCAUCCACUGUUGAAGUAGUGAGGUUUUUGUACUUUACAU
Molecule: messenger RNA, 1206 nt
Organism: Fragaria vesca subsp. vesca
Lineage: Eukaryota; Viridiplantae; Streptophyta; Magnoliopsida; Rosales; Rosaceae
Product: putative RING-H2 finger protein ATL21A-like
Exons: 2
Coding region: 44-940 (298 amino acids)
Biological process (GO): ubiquitin-dependent protein catabolic process; protein ubiquitination
Cellular component (GO): cullin-RING ubiquitin ligase complex
Molecular function (GO): ubiquitin protein ligase binding; polysaccharide binding
Source: RefSeq, a predicted model, not a curated record